Molecule: messenger RNA, 4814 nt
Organism: Ficedula albicollis (Collared flycatcher)
Lineage: Eukaryota; Metazoa; Chordata; Aves; Passeriformes; Muscicapidae
Gene: ZBTB10
Product: zinc finger and BTB domain containing 10
Exons: 8
Biological process (GO): regulation of transcription by RNA polymerase II
Molecular function (GO): protein binding; RNA polymerase II cis-regulatory region sequence-specific DNA binding; DNA-binding transcription factor activity, RNA polymerase II-specific
Source: RefSeq, a predicted model, not a curated record
GGGGACCCCGAGGCGCUGAACGGGCGCGGGGCGGACGAGGAGGCGGAGCUGGAGGGGCUGGAGGCCGAGGAGCUGGAGGCCACCGCCGCCGAGGAGAAGGAGCUGCUGCUGCCCCAGGACGCGGCGUCGCCCCCCGCCGCCUCCGGCCCCAUGUUCGCCGAGAGGAACCGCCGGACUCUGGCCUUCCGCGGCGGCGGGGGGCUCCUGGCCGCCCACCCCGCCGCCAACAAUGGCUGCGAGGCCGCGGCCUGGCCGCGGAAACACUUCAAUGGGCGGGGGGCGGACGAGGAGAUGGAGCUGGAGGGCGCGGAGGGACUGGAGACGGAGGGGCUGCUGGAGGGCAAGGAGCUGGUCCAGGACGGGGGCUCGCUGAGUGACAGCAGCGACGACGAGGAGGACGGCGAAGGGGGCAGCCUGGGCGACGGCAGCGGCGCCGAGGGCGGCAGCUGGGGCCGGCGGUCGGGGGGCGACGGCGGGGACGAGGCGGAGGGCAGCGGCGAGGGGGAGAGCAUCCGGCACUUCCCGCUGGCCAGGCCCAAGUCCCUGCUGCAGAAGCUGCACAUCUCCUUCCAGGGCUCCUGGCUCAAGGAGUUUCCGUGGCUCUACUACUGCCAGGAGACCGGCCUCAUGUCCUGCGCCUGGUGCACCGCGGCCGCCGCCGCCGCUGCGCGCUUUCCUGUGCUCACGUGUGUGAACUUCUUUAAAUGGCUGCUCGUGGUUGUUGCUGCCCGGCGGGCUGGACGCGCCGCGCUGCUCUCGCUGGCCGCGUCCGGAGCGGGAGACGAGCCCCCUCUGGGUUUUGGGGUGACUCUCCCGCUGGAUGUGGGCAGGCACACGAGCACGGCGCAGUUGUUUGUGGCUGUACUCCGUUAUCCGUCCGGCGCUGGUGGUGCCGCUUUCAUUAGUUCGUCUGUGUAUCUCGUGAAGAUAAACCGGCGAUGUGGGAAAAAAGUUGCGUACGAAUCCCAGUGUCACAGCACUGAUUUAAAUACGCUCGUUACAACUUCCUCCUGCGGUACAGGCGGAGGGAGGGCAGUGUCCGGCCAGCGACCGCUUGUGAAAUGGGGGCUCGGCGGCGUGAAAUUGGAAUCGCUCUGCCGUGCUGAGCGGUGUGUUUCUGACUUUGAGUUGAAUGAUUACUCUGUAGAAGAGGCAGAGUUACCAUCAGAACUGAAUAAUGAAGGAUACUGUGAUUUUAACAGCAGGCCAAAUGAGAACUCUUACUGCUAUCAGCUCCUGCAAGAGCUCAACGAGCAGAGGAAGAAAGGCAUUCUUUGUGAUGUUAAUAUUGUGGUGAGUGGGAGGGUCUUCAGAGCUCACAAGAACAUCCUGGUUGCAGGCAGCCGCUUCUUUAAGACUCUGUAUUGCUUUACAAACAAAGAAAACCGUAACCAAACCACUGUUACCUAUUUAGACGUUGUUGCUGUUCAAGGUUUUUCUGUCAUCUUGGACUUCUUGUAUUCUGGUAACCUCGUGCUUACGAGCCAAAACGCCAUUGAAGUGAUGUCGGUGGCCAGCUACCUUCAGAUGACGGAGGUUGUCCAGUCCUGCCGCAACUUCAUUAAAGAUGCCUUAAAUAUAAGUAUAAAAUCAGAAGCUCCAGAGACUGUUGUAGUGGAUUACAACAGAAGAUCUGUUAGUAGGGAUGGUUUAUCUCCAAGGGAUCAAAAAGUUGCCAGCUUCUGGGCAACACGAAACCUUACCAACUUGGCAAGUAGCAUAAAAACUGAGAAUGAUCCCUACCCUAUUGAUGAGGGCCAAAUGGAAAGCUACCAAAUGAAUGACUGCAGUUGGGUCCAGGACAGCUCACCUGAAAUGGCUGAAAAUGAAUCUCAAGGUGAGGGAAAAGUUUUCGUAUGGAAUGACAUGGGUGCACAGGGACAAUCGGUUCAAGAACCUGGAAAAGCAAGAAGGAAAAACCAAACUGCAAAGAGGUUUAUUUAUAAUAUACCACCUAAUACUGAAGAGAACUCUGAAGAUUGCUCAGUGUUGCAACCAUCAGUUCCAUAUCCAGAAGAAGAUUUGUCGUUUAUCAAAGAAGAAGCAGCUACUUCAAGUGACUUCAAGUAUGGACUGUUGCCGGGUACUUCAAAUGACUUCAAGUACGGAUUGCUGCCGGGUACUUCAAGUGACUUCAAGUAUGGGCUGCUACCGGGUACUUCAAGUGAUUUUAAGUAUGGAUUGCUGCCAGAAUCUUGGCCAAAAGACACUUGGGAAAAUGGUGAUUCCUCUGCUUUAAUCAUGAACAAGUUGAAGUGUCCACACUGUAAUUAUGUAGCCAAAUACAGAAGAACACUAAAGAGACACUUGCUCAUUCACACAGGCGUGAGAUCUUUCAGUUGUGACAUCUGUGGGAAGCUGUUUACACGAAGAGAGCAUGUAAAGAGACAUUCCUUGGUGCAUAAAAAGGAUAAAAAGUAUAAGUGUAUGGUGUGUAAGAAGAUUUUCAUGCUAGCAGCCAGCGUUGGAAUAAGACAUGGAUCACGACGUUACGGAGUUUGUGUAGACUGUGCAGAUAAAUCUCAGCCUGGAGGGCAAGAGGGAGCAGACCAGGUGCAGGACACAGAUUUCCCUAGGGAUGAGGAAUACGAAGAAAAUGAAGUGGGAGAAGGCGAUGAGGAGCUCGGUGAUGAUGUAGAAGAACAGAAUGACCAGUCUCGAUGGGAUGAAGGCGGGGAAGUCUGUAUGCCUUUAGAUGACUGACAGAGCAUAUGACUUCAGGGUGCUGCAAAUGGACACUGUAUGGAUUGACUGUUUGGAUUUUUGGACUGAAGGCUUGCGAAAUAUGGUACAGGCUGGAUGGUAGUUACAUUGCUGUGAAAAUGUAGGGUCAAAGCCUUAUAGCAAAAAAAGGAUUAUUAAUUUUUUAUGAUAUUUGCACAGGACUGUACAGCAUACAACCAUUUGGUUGAAUUAUACAGAGUCCUCACAUCUACAGUCAGUUAUCAAAAGAAAAAUGUAUUUUUUAUUAUUUAUAGGCUAUAGCUACUUGGGUUCUAUUCAGACAUAGUAGUAACUGUAAUUAUGUUACACAUUCAUGUAUCUGUUAACAUGAAUGAAGAAAAUUGCAACUUGGUAUGGAAAUAACAAAGACAGCUUUCCCAAAUCCACUGUACUUCUGUCAGUGAGUCAGUGAAGCUAAUUUGGGCUGGUGGCUCAUUUUCCACAAGCAUGUCUUUGCCAUACAAACCUUACCUCUCCCGUAAUCUGAUAGGUGAAAGCCAAUCAUUUAAAUAUGUGUCACAGAUAUUGCCAACACCGUAUUGAAAUUUGGUUGAAAACUUUUGGCUCUGUGCUGGCAGGUGCUAUGGGUGAUAAGCACUGGAGAAGCUGUUAAUGGCAUUAAUUUAGUGUCUGUUUUUAAAGAAGGUUGUUGUUGAUUCAUCAGUUUCAAAAUGAUAAUGCAAAUGAAAUGACCAGUAAUGAAAUGAAAAUAAUAGACUGAUCUGAGCAUGGGUAACUCUUCUGCCACUUGUCAAAAGAGACAGUCAUGCUAAAAGGUAUCUGAUGUAAUAAUGUUUCUUCCCUCUUCUAAGGCCCCCCUUCUCUCAAAAUUUUUUGGUUUCCCUGGUGUAUACCUCAGUCCCACAGAAUAAAAAUACAAGGAAUGGAGAAAGUGUCAUAUUAAAACAACUUUUUGGUCAAUAAUUUCUUACUUGUCCGUUUUUUGGCUAGUUUACGUGAUGUGAAUUGGACACUAGGCUAUUGUGCCCAUCGUUCAUCAUUGAACACAAACUAUUUUUUAUUCUUUUGUACUUCAUGGGUUGUUGUUAGUAUUUAAUAUAAACAAAUUACAUUUAACUUGCUCAUUUGCUGGAAUUUUUUUUUUUUUAGAAAAAAAGUCCAAAGCAAAAUAAUGCUCUUUGAGUUGUCUACUUUUCAGGAGGAUAUGCUCCCUAUGCUCUUUGUUUCAGAUUUUCUAGGAGGCAUUGAAACUUGAAUUUUCAUAGCCAUGUAGUGUUUUGUUGGUUUUUUUUUUUUUUUUUGGUGUUUUUUUGUUUUUAUUAAGCUUAUAAUAUUGUACCAAUGAUUUCAGGCCCCUUUCAUAGGGAGGGGAGGGCAUUACACCUUCACCUUAAACUCUGUGUUGGCUAGCCUUAGGCAAGUGAAUUCAGGCAAUCAUUGGAACAAUAAGUCUGAUGUACUAUUAUGUCACAGUGAGUAAAUAUGCAGAGCAUUUGUCAUGACACAUAGCUAGGCCAGUGUGACAGUACUGUACAAAAACAAUUGAUGGUCACCAUAUUUUUCAACUUUGUUUAAUUUUAAAAUGAGUAUAUUUUUUCCAAUUUUAUGUCAGGUAACUAAAUUAUGGGAGUUGUGUGGAUAACUGAAUUAUGCUUUGAUGGACAAAAUCUUACUGGUGCUCCAUCUGAUCAAAGUUGAUAUGUAUUUAAAGAGACAAGCUUUGCUGUUGUCCAUAGAACAGUAACAUAAUGUUAAGACAUUGUUUUUGCUGAUUGAAACUGAGAUGAGAAGUUUGAACUACAGUUAUAUGGGAAUUAAAAUGCUUUUUUUUAUCAUCCACUUGUUUCAUUGGUAGUUUCCACAUCAUUGUAAACCUGACACAAAUAGUUUUUUUGGGGAGGGUGGGGAGGGCGGGGUACCUUUUUUACACUGAAGAAUACAUUUUAUUCUCAUUGUUCUAGACUGAAAUGAGUAAUGUGUAAUUCUGGUGGGGUCCAAAGUAGAAAUUAGUUGGGCAAAGAUGAUAUGAAUGAAAAAGUAUUUUAAACGUUAAAGUAAUGUUCUGCUUUGUGAAUAUGUAAGUAUAGCAUAAAGAUUUUUCCAUCACAUUUAUCCCUUUAAAAACCAUA